This is a messenger RNA of Leptopilina boulardi, 642 nucleotides long. RefSeq names its product piggyBac transposable element-derived protein 3-like. The record is from RefSeq and is a predicted model, not a curated record. NCBI's taxonomy places the organism in Eukaryota, Metazoa, Arthropoda, Insecta, Hymenoptera, Figitidae. The transcript has a single exon. Bases 1 to 642 code for a protein of 213 amino acids.
AUGGCUGAAUUAGAUGCUUUUCUGGGAAUAAUUAUUUUAUCCAUUUUUAACCUAAGGAAAUCUCAAAGGGAUUAUUGGUCUCAGAAUCAUCUUCUGAAUUGUGAAGCUGUAGUUGGAGCUAUGAGUCGUAAAAAGUUUGAAAAUAUUAAAUCCAAGCUGAAGCUGUACAAGCCUGGAGAUGAAAAUCCUAAUGAUAAAGCUUGGCGAGUGAGAGGUCCUUUAGAGAUUUUUAAGCAAAAUGCGAGACAGUUCGGUUAUUUUUCAUCUGCCUUGUCAGUUGACGAAAUGAUGGUGAAGUUUCGUGGAAGAACUGUUUUAAAGCAGUUCAUACGAAAUAAGCCUGUGCGUUUCGGCAUCAAAAUGUGGGCUCUUUGUAGUUCCGAAGGAUUCUUGUUCGAUUGUGACAUUUAUUGUGGCAAAAAUUCGAAAAGCUAUUUCUUUGGCAACCGAGAAACGCUCAAUAAAUGUGCCUUAGGUAGCUGCGUUGUCGUUGGUCUUCUUCAAAAUCUUCUUUCUUCAGUUGUACCCAGAAAUCUUGUGAAAUAUCACUUAUAUUUUGACAACUUUUUUACGAGUCCAGAUUUACUGGUUCACCUGAAGAAAGUUGGUUUGCGGGCAACAGGGACAGUUAGAGCCAAUUAA